AUUUAACUAAUACUUCCCUAAUCUAUCUGGUAUGACUAUGUAUCAAUUUGUAUAUUUGAUCUUUAAAUUUUCAAUCUAACGUUCUAAACUGACUUAUCUACAGUUCUAUCCAUUUACACAUUUUACCAACACACAUACUCUGUACUGAUCAUUUAUAUUUUGAUUUAUUCCUAUCAUGUGAUACUAUACAAUGAUGUAACAUUUAUAUUUCUGUUUCACCAAUACCAAUCUGAUACAAAACGACUCAUUAUACUGUGUACCAUGGUAUGACUAAUGGUAAUAUGCUUAUAGUACCAACUCACUCUAAUGUUGAUGGUUUGAACUUUUUUUAAUUUAUUAAAAGUUGAUAACAAAACUGAAUUCUAAGGAUUUUCUUUUUCAGUUUGCCCACUCAACAAUCAAAACAAUUCCAGAUGUUAUACUUAAUGAUUCAGAAUGUGAAGCUUAUUUAAACGAAGCUGUACCCAAGGCCAAAUUUUAUUGAAAAUGAUAUAAUCGUGUAAUGGACGAAAAUAUUCUUCAAAUUUUUGAAGUUUAAUGAUUCUAUAAAGGUAUAAUUAACUUUAGUUCAAUCUACAGUUACUUAUGUGUAAAAUUAAAAAACAAGUGUUUAAUAAAAACCCCUAGAGAUAAUAAUUGUAUGUGGUCCAAUUUAUUAAAACACAAUUAAUCCAAUUUUAAUAAUUCCUAAUUAAAAACAAUUAAUUAUUUAAAUAUAUUCAGUUUCUUAAUUAAUAAAAUUUCAAUUUAUACACUCCCCAUUCAUAAAAUAACUUAAAUAAUAAAAGAAAUUCUGUAUAUUAACCAACUAUAUGAGAUAUAAAUGUCAAUAUUUUUAUUAAUAUAUCUAUUAAUAUGGAAUUUAAAUGGUGUUAAAUGCGCUGGGGAAGAUACACGAACUGUUACUGGUCAACCUAGUUGUGGAGAGGACCAAACUAAAACACAAAUAACGUUGGUAGAACUUGACAUAAAAACAAAAAAUAACACAACUGAAUACAGUUACUCCAAGGAAAAUAAUGAAGGAACGUUCGUAACUAAAGCUGAUUGUGGGUUCAAAAAAAUCAAACUGGGCAAGACAGUUAUUUGGGAAUCAAGCGAUCCCAAAAAGUAUGCUUACAAAGUUGUUAUAGAUGGUCUGGGGUUUUUAUCAAGCACUAAGAAUAUUUUUAUAUAUCUUGAUGGCUGCGUUAUGCAUUUCAAAAAAUCAAGUCAAAAUGACAGUUGGGAGGAACAGGGUACUACCCAACAAGAAUCUACUAAUAAACAAACUACUACCCCUAGGACAACUCCACCAACUGCAGCAUCUACUACUCCUACAACUCCAGCAACUACAACACCUCCGACUACUGCUGCUACAACUUCUCCUGUUACAACUACAACACCUACAACUACAGCUGUUACUCCAACUCCUGUAACACCUACAACUACUGCUGCUACAACUGGUACUACACCUGUUACUCAACCAUCUACAACACCCGUAACAACUGCUGCAGCUCCUGAGGCUAAACCUAUAAUACCUCCUACAUCUGAAGUAAGUGGAGGGGCAGUUACUCCUCCAACUACUGCUGCUCCUGCAGCUACAACACCUACAACAGCUGUUACUCCAGCCGAGGCAACUCCUGAACAAGCUAAGGUACCAGAGACUAAAUCUACAACUCCUGCAACUCCAUCUGUUACUCAAGCAACUGUAACUCCUACUCAGGCUCAAGCUACAACACCUGUAACAACAACUCAACCAAGUUCCACACAACCUAAGGCUCCUGAGUCUACUACUACCACACCUGUAACCGUUGGUCCUGCAUCAUCUUUGAUAACUACAGAGAGUGAAUCAGGCGAAAAUUUUCUUUAUGCUUCAUUUUAUGACUCUGAUGUUAAACUUUAUUCUCAAGAUAAAUCAGAUCCUAAUAAGUUUGUCGAACUUGAUGCCAAUAAAUAUGAACUCGACAAAAGUAAUCAAUACAUACAUAAAUAUACUUUCAAUAAUGAAGGGAAAUGUGUUAAAUUUACACUAAAAAAUCAUGAAAUUUGGAAACAUGGUGAUAAUAAUUGCCAAGAAUAUCCCAAAACAAUAUAUUUACACAAAGGUAAAACGAUUGUUUUUAUAGAAUUCCCAAAUAAUUCUUUUAAUUUCUAUAGAUUUUCUGUUAAAGAUAAUAAUAUGAAAUUAGAAACUUUACGUAAACUCGAAGAUAACUUUGAAUCCAAACAUAAGCUUUUGACUCUUGAAGGUGAUGGAUCAUCAACUAAAGAGAAUGAUAAGGCUAAGUAUGAACUUAAAAAAUACGACUUUGCCUAUGAAUACAAAUUUAAUUCUGAUGCUAAGUGUACUUCUGUAAAGUUUGAUGGUAAAGAAGUAUGGAAAUAUGAUUCUUCACAUGACCAAAAUAACUAUCCGCUAUUGGUUUAUUUUUUAUCCAAGUACCUUGUAUUGUUUUUAAAAAAUGAUAAAUGUUUCUUCAUUGAUCCUGAUAAAGUAUUAUAA
Molecule: messenger RNA, 2482 nt
Organism: Theileria parva strain Muguga
Lineage: Eukaryota; Apicomplexa; Aconoidasida; Piroplasmida; Theileriidae
Exons: 2
Coding region: 824-2482 (552 amino acids)
Source: RefSeq, a predicted model, not a curated record